This is a messenger RNA of Abrus precatorius (Indian licorice), 2706 nucleotides long. Its product is annotated as proton pump-interactor 1-like. The record is from RefSeq and is a predicted model, not a curated record. Lineage: Eukaryota; Viridiplantae; Streptophyta; Magnoliopsida; Fabales; Fabaceae. The transcript is spliced from 8 exons. The coding region runs from base 410 to 2266 and encodes 618 amino acids.
AUCGAGGCUGCGAAAUCCGCUGCUGAACCUGAAAAAAUCUACGCCUUUUGUUUAUAUAAAUUGGCCCUGUAUCAAAUUGAAGCUUCUCUGUUACUCUCUCUUCUCUUUCGGGAACUGGUUCUCGUUGCUCAGGGAGGAGGAGAGGCUUGAGGUCCGUGUGCGAGAUAAAAAAAUAGAGCUAGAUCUGACCCAUUUCCAUUUUCUCUCUCUUUUUUCUGGGGUUUUUUCAUCUCCUUAAUUUGGAAUUGGAUUUGAGACCCUUUGUCAAAAGGGGGUUUUCGUAUCUGCAACUACAAUUAAUUUUGCUCUUCACGCGGGUAUUCUCUCAGUUAAGCUUGUGCUGUCUUUAGUUUGCUCUGUUGAUUUUCAGGUUACUUGUGUUUAGCAAGGCUGUCUUGUAGUUGGAGCCAUGGCGGUUGAGGUUGUAGGAUUUGAGAUGGUUCAAGGGCCAUUGGAGAAUGGUGCUGAAGGAGGAAAAUCUGUUUUACAUGAGAAGGAGAGUGGCAAACCAGAACGAGAUCUGGGAGCUGAGGAGGCCAUCAAAUUUGGGACACAUGAAGAUGAAUCUGCUAAAGUGGAAGGGAAUGAUGUUUCAGAUUUAAAUGCCCCGAAAGAUGCUGUGGAAGAGUGGCCUGCCCCUAAGCAGAUUCAUUCUUUUUACUUUGUCAGGUGCCGGCCUUAUGAUGAUCCUGCCAUCAAGUCUAAAAUUGAUCAGCUUGAUAAAGAGGUUAGCAAGAAAAAUCAAGCCCGGUUUCAGAUCACUGAAGCAUUGAAGGCAAAACGGUCAGAUCGAGCAGAGUUGAUUUCUCAGAUCAAGUCUCUUAGAGGUGACAAUAGGCAAUUUCAGAGUAUUGUGGAUGAGAAAAUUAAAGAGAUUGAACCUCUGCAGCAAGCACUGGGCAAGCUGCGCAAUACAAAUAAUGUGGGCCGGGGUGGUUUAUGCUCAUCUGAGGAGGAACUUAAUGAUGUUAUAUAUAGUUUACAAUACCGCAUACAGCAUGAGAGCAUUUCAUUGGCUGAGGAAAAACAACUCCUCCGAGAAAUCAAACAGCUUGAGGGGACAAGGGAGAAAGUUAUUGCUAAUGCUGCAAUGAGGGCCAAGGUACAGGAAUCUAUGGGGCAGAAAGAAGCCAUUCAAGAUCAGGUUAAGCUGAUAGGUGGAGAUUUGGAUGGAGUGAAGAAAGAGAGACAGGCAAUUCGGUCCAAAAUCAAGCAAAUUGAUGAUGCACUUAAAACCAUAGACAAGGAUAUCCAGUCUCUACAGGAUGAACUGACAGCUCUUACUCAGAAGAGGGAGAAGGCUUAUGAGAGCAUUCAGCUGCUGAGAAAACAGCGUGAUGAGGGGAAUACCUAUUUCUACCAAAGUCGUACACUUUUGAACAAAGCCCGGGAGCUGGCUGCAAAGAAGGAUGUUAACACACUUGAUGAACUUUCACAAACAGAGGUUGAGAAAUUUAUGGUACUCUGGAACAGUGACAAAAAUUUUAGGAAUGAUUAUGAAAAAAGAAUUUUGCCAUCAUUGGAUAUGCGGCAGUUGAGUAGGGAUGGGCGGAUGAGGAACCCUGAUGAAAAGCCACUGUUGGAAGAACCAAAACCUGUUGAAACUGAAGCAGUUUCAAAAGUCAUUCCAAAACAGCCAAAGGAGGAUCCUAAGCCUCCUCCACAAGAAAAUUUGACUACUCAGAAAGAAUCCAAAAACAAAGGGAGAGAAUUGAAAUCCAAACAGGAGAAUAAGGAUUCAGCAGAAAGUGAUGAAUAUGAAUUUGAAAAUACCAAAAAGGAGACUCCUGCCAAAGAGCCUGAAGUCGAUCCAGCAAAGCUGAAAGAGAUCAAAAGGGAAGAGGAAAUUGCGAAAGCAAAGCAGGCCUUGGAAAGGAAGAAGAAGUUAGCAGAGAAAGCUGCAGCCAAAGCAGCUCUCAGAGCACAAAAGGAAGCUGAGAAGAAGCUUAAGGACCGUGAGAAGAAAGCAAAGAAGAAAGCUUUGGGCUUUGCAGCUGUUCCCAAUCCCCAAGAUGAACCGAUAGAUGCAGUAGUUGAGACUACUGAACCAGAAAAGGUUAACGAUAAUGUUGAAGCUCCGGCACCAGUGAAGGAAAAGGUCCAAAAGGAGAGUGGUAUCAGGUCUAGGGGCCGAGCGAGAGGCCCAGAUUCGGUUCCAAAAGUUAUUCUUAAGCGGAAAAAGUCUAACAAUUACUGGGUAUGGGUUGUAGCUGCUGCUUUGCUAGUCCUGCUGUUUUUGGUUCUUGGAUACACCUAUCUUUUCUGAUAAAGUUUAGAUGUAGAAGGAGCUGUGAAACCAGUUUCCUAGUGGGUGGCUAGGUUUGUGAGGUAGCCUUAGUUACUUCUGUUCUAUGCAUCCUCUUGGGGGAAUGGAUCAAAUACACUUUGUUGUGCUUUAGCUCCUGCAUGCAUACAUUUAGCUUUGACUACUAUGCAUUUUGAAAUUUUGUUCAGAUUUCACGAGAUGUUACCGGAUGGUUGAAUUUGUUUUUGUAGUUAAUUUGUCACAGGAAUGGUAUCAUGAUAUACUGAAAACUUUAUGUUGAUAGAUUUUACAUGGUGGUUUAUAGUCUUAAUAAUACUGAACAAAAUUCUCUGUUAAGAGGGUGAAAAUUGCUUGAGCCUUUAGGUGUGUUGGUAGAAUGUGAAUUUGUCUUUAUUUGGUUACAAGUUAUCAACUGAGGUGAGCAAUUUUGCAAUGAGCAC